Messenger RNA from Cooperia oncophora, 345 nucleotides. The record is from the annotation of a GenBank genome assembly. NCBI's taxonomy places the organism in Eukaryota, Metazoa, Nematoda, Chromadorea, Rhabditida, Trichostrongylidae.
AUGCAGGCCUACUUGCCUACCUACCUCACCAUUUUCAUUAGUUGGAUUUCAUUCUCGUUGGGACCUCGAGCAAUUCCUGCACGAACAAUGCUGGGCGUCAACGCCUUGUUAGCGAUGAUCUUUCAGUUCGGCAACAUCAUGCGAAAUCUUCCCAGAGUGUCCUAUAUCAAAGCCAUUGGUGAGCGCUCAUUUAAUUACAAUCAAUGGACCGUUGUGGUCUUUUUAUCGCAAAUCUCAUUAUCGGUUACAUUGAAAGGAGAGCGUUUUCUGAGGUUCUUUACAAAGACGUUGCUGGGGAUCGAGAAUAUGAAAGGAUAUUCCGGGAAAAGUUGGCACAGUGACUAA